CUAUAAACCGUGAGAGUUGCUGCGUAUUUUGUAAUUUGGCAAGCUCUGAUUCUCCUUAUCACUGCCCAUAAUCUUGCGUUUCUCUUCUCGAAAGAUUCUCUUACUUUCUCAGCUAAAUAAUUGCAAAUCUCUUACUGGCUCAACCUCCAUCUUCUUCUCACCAUCAGUCUAAUACAAACCCAUUAAACAAUUGUUUUCCAAUCGUCACAGUAGAAAUCCAAAUCAUAACAUCUGCUCCGCAAGAUAAUCUCACCCCAAACCCAGAACCCACCAUGCAAACUCCACCAAAUAUGCCUGAAGAACUCCCUAUCACCACGGCUCCCACCACCACCGCGACUACCAAAUUAUCAGGGAAACUCACUCUUGUCCCUCUCAUAUUCUUGAUCUAUUUUGAAGUCGCUGGUGGUCCUUAUGGUGAAGAACCUGCUGUCAAGGCUGCAGGACCUCUCUAUGCUCUUCUUGGUUUUUUGAUAUUUCCUUUCAUAUGGAGUAUUCCUGAGGCUUUGAUUACAGCUGAGCUUUCCACCGCCUAUCCUGGAAAUGGAGGUUUCGUUAUAUGGGCUGAUCGUGCUUUUGGCCCCUUCUUUGGAUCCUUAAUGGGGGCUUGGAAAUUCCUGAGUGGUGUCAUUAAUAUUGCUGCCUUUCCAGUUCUUUGUAUUGAUUAUAUGGAAAGGGUACUGCCGGUAUUGGAUUCAGGUUGGCCUCGAAAAAUCGCCAUAUUGAUUUUUACACUAAUUCUAUCUUUUCUCAACUAUACUGGAUUAGCCGUAGUUGGCUAUGUUGCUGUUGUGCUUGGUGUAGUUUCUCUUUCUCCUUUCGUAAUUAUGUCGCUCAUUGCAAUCCCCAAGAUUCAUCCCCCUAGAUGGGUCAGUUUAGGCCAAAAAGGUGUGAAAAAAGAUUGGACUUUGUUCUUCAAUACCCUUUUCUGGAACUUGAAUUUUUGGGAUAGUGUCAGCACUUUAGCUGGAGAAGUAGACAAACCUCAGAAAACAUUCCCUAUGGCUCUAUUUAUAGCUGUGAUCUUUACUUGCGUGUCUUACUUGAUUCCUCUCUUCGCGGUGACCGGAGCUGUUUCUGUGAAUCAAAGUGAAUGGGAGUCAGGGUUCCAUGCCACUGCAGCAGAGAUUAUUGCAGGGAAAUGGCUCAAGUAUUGGAUUGAAGUUGGUGCUGUGUUAUCUGCUAUAGGCUUGUUUGAGGCUCAAUUGAGCAGCUGCGCUUACCAGCUUCUUGGUAUGGUUGAUUUAGGAUUUCUUCCUACUUUUUUUGGCAAAAGGUCCAAACUGUUUAAUACUCCUUGGGUGGGGAUAUUGCUCUCAACUUCGAUCACAAUUGGGGUAUCAUACAUGGAUUUUACUGAUAUAAUUUCAUCAGCUAAUUUCCUGUAUAGUUUAGGAAUGUUGCUGGAAUUUGCAUCUUUUAUUUGGUUGAGAAAGAAGUUGCCAGAAUUGAAAAGACCUUACAGGAUUCCAUUAAGGCUACCAGGAUUGGUGAUACUGUGCUUGAUACCAUCUGGGUUUCUGGUCCUGAUAAUGGUUGUUGCUACUAAGACUGUUUUUUUGGUGAGUGGCUUGAUGACUGUGGGAGCCAUUGGAUGGUAUUUUCUCACGAAGUUUUGCAAGUCAAGAAAGCUGUUCAAAUACAGCAAUGGUGAAGCUGUUGAAGGGUGACAAAAGCUCAAUUAGACGGUUGAAUUAUUCGCAGAAAUGGACAAAUAGGGAAAGAAAACAAGUUCCUUGUCUCAAGCUUUUCAUCAGCAAUAUUGAAGCUUCAACGAGCACUGUAGCACCUGUCAAGAUCCAUAAAUAUUUUGUUGUCAUCUCUCUAUUUCUCCUUCGUCAGCUUUUUUUUUUUGUUUUUU
Messenger RNA from Manihot esculenta (cassava), 1858 nucleotides. RefSeq names its product probable polyamine transporter At3g13620. Gene Ontology annotation, biological process: transmembrane transport. Gene Ontology annotation, molecular function: transmembrane transporter activity. The coding region runs from base 273 to 1667 and encodes 464 amino acids. Gene Ontology annotation, cellular component: membrane. The transcript has a single exon. NCBI's taxonomy places the organism in Eukaryota, Viridiplantae, Streptophyta, Magnoliopsida, Malpighiales, Euphorbiaceae. The record is from RefSeq and is a predicted model, not a curated record.